AACCUGGGGUGAAUGGGGACAUGAGGGUGAAUAGGGACAAAAACUGGGAAAAACUAUAUUUAUAAUAUAUUUUGCUUAAACUAAUGAGUAUUAAAUUUAUAUAUAGUAGACUACGUUAAAAAAUUGUUUGUUUAUCUAAAAUAGCAAGUGCAAUUGUAUUUUGUAGCUUUUAUUUCAUGUUGGCAGCCCUAGUUAACAGCUGUUGAAUUGGGAGGCCAUAUUGUGCCAUCACAAAUGUUGUUUGCUACAAGCUUAUUUCAGCUUCUAUGUUUUCUUGAAGUAAAUGUCAGCUUUUAGUGUAGUCUGUGAUUAAAAUGCCUAGAAAAUACAAAAGUGAUCCUCGUUCAAAAGAGCAUCGUCCUAUAGACAGGAAAAAGGUGAAUCUGGCAGUGCAAGCAGUUAAAAAUGGCAUGACUAUUAGGAAGGCUGAAGAAAAAUUUGGAGUUUCAAAGUCUGCCCUGCAUCGUUAUUUGAAGCAGUUUAGAGACAAUGAAGGUAAACAUAUUGAUUUCAAGAGUAAAGGUGGUCAAACUUUGCUCCCUUCAGAUUUUGAGAAGGAUAUUGUUGAGUGCCUCCAAACUUGUGCUGGAUGGGGAUAUCCUCUAAGUGCGUUCGACUUACGCUGUUUUGUCAAAUACUACUUAGACAGAGAGGGCAAGACCAUAGCAAAAUUCAAAAACAACAUGCCUGGCUAUGAGUGGGCACUUCGCUUUUUAACUCGACACAAAACUGGCCUCUCUCAAAGAUUAUGUCAAAACAUUAAAAGGAGCAGAGCAGAAGUCUCACCUCCUGUCAUCAAUAAGUUCUUUGAUGAACUAGAAGCGACUGCAGAUGGCAUACCAUCACAUUUAAUAAUUAAUUAUGAUGAGACAGCACUCUCCGACGACCCAGGCCGGCGGAAACUCAUUUUCAAAAGAGGCUGCAAGUACCCCGAACGAGUAAUGAAUCAGAGUAAAGCAAGUGUAUCUGUCAUGUUUGCUGUAACUUCUUCUGGGAAGAUGUUGUCUCCAUAUGUGAUUUACAAGUCCACAUAUUUGUACGAUUUGUGGAGUGAAGGUGGACCUCCUGGAACCUUUUACAAUCGUAGUAAGUCCGGUUGGAUGGAUGGCAACUGCUUUCUCGACUGGUUCAAACGAGUUAUCAUCCCAUACUGUCGUCGAUUCGAAGGAAAGAAACUUCUUAUAGGUGACAACUUAAGCUCACACUUAUCUCCUACAGUAGUCAGAUUAUGCGAGGAAAAUGAAAUCUUGUUUGUUUUCCUUCCUCCAAACUCGACACAUCUGACACAGCCUUUGGAUGUCAGUCUAUUCAGGCCUCUCAAGAUGAGCUGGAGAAAAGUUCUAGAAGAAACGAAGGCAAAGGCUCAAGGAAAACACAAGCCAUUUGAUAAGAAAUAUUUCCCUUCCCUCCUGAAAAAGACCAUGAAUUUGAUGGAGAGGGAACUUGAACAUAACAUCCAGGCUGGAUUUGCUAAGGCAGGCAUUUUUCCUCUCAACAGGAAAAGAGUGCUUGACAAGCUACCUUCUGGACAUAAUGAGGAUGAACAAAAAGAACAGACUGUAGACAGCAGCCUAACAGAAUUCCUAAAAACUAUGAGGUAUGGAACUUCUGAUGAAGAAGUAACAAGGGGCAGAAAAAAGAGACUAAAUGUCCCUGCAGGGCGUAGUGUGACAGUUGCAGAUUUAGAGGGAUCUGAUACAAGUGAUUCUGAAUCAGAACAUGUGAUGUCAGAACAUGAUGAAUUGGUUUUAAAUAGACACACAUCCAGUGAAUGUGAGAUACCUAACGGCAAGGAAGGAGAAAAAGAUCCAACAGACGGGGACUGGGUAAAAGUCAGAUUUGCAUACGAUCGGGGCAUCAAGAUUUUCAUAGGAAGGAUAGUGAAGAAAUUUGAGACGGAUGAGCACUGGUACAUUGGAACAUUUCUGCGGCAAUCAACAAAGUGCUCAAACAUAUUUGUUUUUCCCAAUGUGCCAGAUGAAAGUUACUUCUCAAAUAAUGACAUUUUAGCUGUACUGAAUGAACCAACUGUGCGCAGGGGACGUUACUCAUUCACUCCAAAUCCACUUUCGACUUGAACUCAGUGUAAAUUUGAGAGCAGUUUCAUGAUUCUUAUAAUUAUUGACAUGUGUUCCAAAUAUUAUUAGUGUGCAUUGAUCAUUGCUAUAAAGAUUUUUUUUUGUAAACAGAUCAAUAUUGUCAACAUUUCGUUAGGAGCCUCCUUUCAUUAAAUAAAAUAAAAAAUACCAUGUAAAAUUAAAUAAUUACUAUUUCCUUAUUUGGUACAAAUGUAAAUGUCUGCUUGAUGCUUUGUAAAUUAUGUCCCUAUACACCCCAGUGAUUAAAAAAUAGGGACUACCAUUAAUGAUACACCAUUGUCCCUAUUAACCCCGACAUUGGGGUGAAUAGGGACACCAAUAAAAAAAUUAAUAUAUGUUAAAUGACCGCAGGUAGCAAAAAUUUAUAACAGGCUAUGAAUAGCUUAAGGGUAGUGCAAGAAGGAAAAAAUACUCCCUGUUCACAAAAAAAUUACAUUUAAAAGUUACUUGUAAAAACAAUUAAAAACUGUCCCUAUUCACCCCAGUUUACGGUACCUAACUGCCCAAAUUAGGUUGUUGAUAAAGAGUUUAUUGAUGUUUUUAAAAAAAAAAAGUGUGAUCAUGUUUCACUAUUGAUGCUGACUACUGUUCGGGUCAGGACCUGGCUUUUAGUACUGCUAGGAGGUACCUAUGUCACAAGUUAACCUGGAUUCUUUUGUGGUUAAGGUAUGGGUGAAGGCAAAUUCACUGGAGAUUCCUUUAUGUCUGACCGAAUUAUACUAACUUUAAGUUAGUACUCUUUUCACUGCCAUUUCAGUAGUAGGCAUCUUAAGUGGGAUGUGAAAAUGUGCAAUAACAGCAGAGUUGUUAAGUCAUUCACUGCAAGAAUGUCUACUUUGAUACUGUACCUCCUGGCAAGACUAGAAGCCCAGUCAAUGAUGGAACAUUCCCACUCAUUGUCAAACUAGUUAAAUUUUUUCUACAGCAGUCUUAGUUAAAGGUUUAUUGGAGACAACCAAUCUCGAUAAGUUCAAAUAUAACAGUGGAUUGGGCUCAUCUGUCAUAAUCAUGAAUCUAUGUUUAUUUACUUUUAAGCUUUGCUGAUGCUGGCAGACAUAUGUAGUUUUUUUUAUUAGCAAUAUAUAAACCUGGAGUCGGCCAGUCCUGUAAUAAGUGGCACGUGGAUUGGCAAUGGUUCAGGCUUGAUUGCACAUCGUUGUUCUCCAGUCCAUGUGACCUCCUCUGUAAACCACACUUGCCCAACGGUCCAAGACUUGUCUCGUUGUAGGAGGUGCUCUUCCUGAGAAGACUGAAAAUGUAAUGUAAUUCUUGAAAAAAUAAAUUUUGCUUCCUACA
Molecule: messenger RNA, 3395 nt
Organism: Bacillus rossius redtenbacheri
Lineage: Eukaryota; Metazoa; Arthropoda; Insecta; Phasmatodea; Bacillidae
Gene: Syx5
Product: syntaxin-5
Exons: 2
Coding region: 315-2078 (587 amino acids)
Biological process (GO): vesicle fusion; intracellular protein transport; endoplasmic reticulum to Golgi vesicle-mediated transport
Cellular component (GO): SNARE complex; endomembrane system; Golgi membrane
Molecular function (GO): DNA binding; SNAP receptor activity; SNARE binding
Source: RefSeq, a predicted model, not a curated record